AUGCUCUACGAUCGGUUUAUGAACAAGAGCUUCACGAAAGAGCUGCGGGGCAAAGAUGCGCGAGAACAGCUUCUGUUAAUGCAGCAGGAGGUGCAGAACGACUUCCAGCUCUUCAGCUUCAGCAACCCGGGCCUCGUCUCCUUCACCAUCCGGGGAAUCCUGUCCAACAACAAGCUACAGAUUGGACUCAAGGUCAGUUUUGGGCCCUUCACCUCCCCGGAGAAGCUGAUCACUUUGGUGAACAUCGUGGAUCACUACCGCCUCAUCUUGUCUGCCAUGCCCUUUGUUUCCGUCGACACGCGCCUCAAGGCGAUGAAGGCCCUUCAGGACUUCUCGACCACCGACGUCGCCAACGCGAACGCUGGCUCCACAGCCGUGGUCGGCGAAGACAAGCCUUCCCAGAACUAUAAGAGCAACAACAAGAACUACCUCACCUUCAGCACGCGCCAGCACGGCCAGGUCACGAACUUGUGGAAUGAGCUCACAAAAGGCGACAUGACAUGGGAAGUGCUCAUGAAGUUCCACGAAACACCUUCAAUUCAGACGAACAUUAUGGGCACUUACGAGUUCGCCGAUAACACGUACACAACUUCCCAUCGCCGGCGUUCGGUGGGCCUUUUCGUGAGGCCGGAUGGAAAUCAUUUCAUUGGUUCUAUCUUCCAGCAGCACGGCGGCAGCUCGGCGGUUGGGCCAAACUUGUUCGACCACAAGUGGCACCACGUCGUCUUUGUCCUCUCCAAGAGCACACAGCAAGCCUACUAUUUCAUAGACGGCGUCAAGAUCAACUCCUGCCCAUACUAUGUUGGUAAUCAUAACCCCUCGAUGGACGGGACAAUAACCAUCGGGGGCGGUCACCUUCAGCGUAACUUUGACAAUCAGGUGAGCCGAUUUGCAAUCUGGAGUCGAGCUUGGUCUCAGGCGGAUGCUACCAAAGCUAUGACAUGUAAUGUCGAUACCACCGGCCUAAGAGUUCUCUACACUCUCGACGGUGGCUAUGAGGACAUCGAGAAUCACUACCUCGACCUGAAGAGCGUCGGUUCUGGGGGAGCAUUUGUGGCCUGCACCGAUUGCAAUCACUGUUCCACCUAUGCCAGCACCGCUGUAAGCAUCCGUUGA
Molecule: messenger RNA, 1116 nt
Organism: Symbiodinium necroappetens
Lineage: Eukaryota; Dinophyceae; Suessiales; Symbiodiniaceae
Source: the annotation of a GenBank genome assembly